Molecule: messenger RNA, 873 nt
Organism: Durusdinium trenchii
Lineage: Eukaryota; Dinophyceae; Suessiales; Symbiodiniaceae
Source: the annotation of a GenBank genome assembly
AUGGAGGAUUGGUUGCAAAGCAGAACAAAGCAGCUAAAUGAGGAGUUUUUGCAGCGAGGGACUGCUGUCUUGGGAUCCAACUUCUCUGAAGUACUCUCACGACUCCGUCAGAUCUUUCGGCCUGGUCGAUGGAUGUUCUUAUCCGACCCACGAGUGGAAGGUGAUUUGAUUGGCCUUUUGGAAGACUCCAUUCCUCGGCAUGUGCUCAGCAUUUCAUCCUUGACCAAAUUCCUGGAACUGGUUGGCUCCAGCGGCGGGGAGGACUUCCACAUCUACAAUGACAUCGUCCGACUGCCACCCCUCACGUCGCCGCCUUGCUUGGGGCCAAAGGACCUCACCGAAUCGACGCUGCUGGAGGUCUUGAAGCGCUUGCCGGGCUUCCCACCCUUGCUGCGCACCGAGGGUCGCUACCGCUUCGGCCGCGUGGAGGUGGUCUUUCAGCUGACUGGCACGGAUCUGGCGGCACAGGUACUCUCUGCACCACAGCCCGUGCCAGAGGUGCUCCGGGCACUGGACUUCUUCCUCCAGUUCGGUCCACAGGAAUUCCCCAACGCCGCCGCGGAAGCGGUGCAGGCUUCGGAUGCAGGACAUCUCUGUCCAACCACGCAGAUUCAAGAUCUCAAUGCCUCCACCUUUCCAACAGGGACACUGCCAAUGUCAACAUCGCCACUGACCGCAGUUCCACCACUUGGAUCAGUUCCACCACGCACAGUUCCACCUCUGGGGACGCCGCUCCAGGGUGCCGGAUUUCCUGCGCCAAUGCCGCCCAUGGCCCUGGGCAUGGGCACCAUGGGAGGUGUGGGCAUGGCGGUGGCGACACCGGCGCCGGUGUUCGGCCGGCCCAAGUUUGGCAUCGAUGAUGACGAGAUCUAG